AUGACCGAUGCGCUCUCGUGCACUUCGGACUACUCGACGACCAGUUCGGCUCCGCUGACGGCGCCUCUUGCGGUCGCAUGCGCAGCGUCUUCGUCGGACUAUGCGUCAAGCGAUCCGAGCCCGUGUGCACGUAACGCUUCGGCGUCACCUCGUCAACGUCCACCACAAGUACUUGGGGUGCUUCCAGAAGCGCGUUGUCAACAGAAGAUCCGUUUGCGUAACAAGACCAUCCCUCGAGAUCCGACACGACGUCACACGCUGUCCGAUAUGGAUGUGUUGAAGGAAGGUCGCCUGGAAAAGUUCGCCCGCUGGUUCGGUAUCCGCAAGUCGAGUCCGGACAUCAAUUCCCAAGAUACACUGGAAGAAGAAGCGCCCAUUCGAAGGAAUCCACCGCCGGUGAUUGUACGAACGUCACCGAACGAGCUGACACCAGCCAGCGGCGACGAGCUACUGUAA
This is a messenger RNA of Ostertagia ostertagi, 456 nucleotides long. Lineage: Eukaryota; Metazoa; Nematoda; Chromadorea; Rhabditida; Trichostrongylidae. The record is from the annotation of a GenBank genome assembly.